Messenger RNA from Ylistrum balloti, 3821 nucleotides. Its product is annotated as V-type proton ATPase subunit C 1-A-like. Gene Ontology annotation, molecular function: proton-transporting ATPase activity, rotational mechanism. Bases 160 to 1308 code for a protein of 382 amino acids. Lineage: Eukaryota; Metazoa; Mollusca; Bivalvia; Pectinida; Pectinidae. The record is from RefSeq and is a predicted model, not a curated record. Gene Ontology annotation, biological process: proton transmembrane transport. Gene Ontology annotation, cellular component: lysosomal membrane; vacuolar proton-transporting V-type ATPase, V1 domain. The transcript has 13 exons.
UCCUAAGAAGACGUCUUACAACUGUCACAAGAUUGCCACUCGAUUCAAGGAAGAACAACGAAUUUCCUCAACUGAUUGGUGUGAUCACUUGUGGAAUACUACAUAACAAAUUUGACUUCCAAUUCAUGUAACAUUGAUAUUGUUACAUCAGAAAGCAAGAUGACUGAGUUUUGGCUGAUAUCGGCACCCGGGGAUAAAACCUGUCAACAGACAUGGGAGAACCUGUGCAAUAUGACGUCCCGACAAAAUUCCCUGUCAACUAAUUACAAAUUUGCUAUCCCGGACUUAAAGGUUGGAACACUUGACAUAUUGGUUGGACUGUCAGAUGAGCUGGGAAAGCUUGAUGCUUACUGUGAAAGUGUGACAAGAAAAAUUUCCCAUUAUAUGGGUGAAGUUUUAGAGGAUAACCACAAGCUGCAGGAAAAUCUGUUAGCCAAUGGAGUGGACCUGGUGACUUACAUGACACGAUUCCAAUGGGAUUUAGCCAAGUAUCCCAUCAAACAGUCCCUUAGGAACAUAUCACAGAUAGUCAGCAAGCAAGUUUCUCAAAUUGAAGGUGAUCUGAAGUCAAAAGCAAGUGCUUAUAACAACCUGAAGGGCAGUCUUCAAAACCUAGAAAGGAAGGCAACCGGGAACUUACUAACCAGAAACAUAGGUGAUCUGGUGAAGAAGGAAGACUUUGUACUAAAUUCUGAAUAUCUUCAAACACUGCUGGUGGUCGUUCCCAAAGCUAACCAACAUGAUUGGCACCUCAAGUAUGAAACUUUGACUGACAUGAUAGUGCCAAGGUCAACAAAGGUCCUGUUUGAGGAUGAUGAAAACUGUCUCUGUAGCGUCACUUUAUUCAGACGAGUGGUUGAUGAAUUCAAACACAAAUGUCGAGAGAACAGAUUUAUGGUGCGAGACUUCACUUACAAUGAAGAGGAAUUAGCAGCUGGCAAAACAGAAAUCACAAAACUGGAAGCAGACAAGAAAAAGCAAUUUGGUCCUCUUGUUAAAUGGCUGAAAGUGAACUUUGGAGAAUGUUUCUCUGCCUGGAUACAUGUAAAGGCUCUACGAGUGUUUGUUGAAUCUGUGCUAAGGUAUGGUCUGCCUGUGAACUUCCAGGCCAUGCUUCUACAACCCCAUAGGAAGAGUGUGAGGACCCUUCGAUCAGUCCUUAGUCAGUUGUACAGCCAUUUGGACAACACAGCACUGGCCGCUUCUAGUGAGGGAGGCCACAUGGACAUCCCAGGGCUAGGCAUGGGCAACCAGGAGUAUUAUCCUUAUGUAUAUUACAAGAUCAAUCUGGAUCUCACAGAAGUUUGAGUCACAGAACAAAAUUGUCAUUAAUUGUUAUAUACGGAACUGUUCGUGUCUAGACUCUUUGUCCCUGUGGUAGCUCUUUCCUGUAUGUGAGGGGGUUAUAUUGUUGUAUCAUCAAGUUACCAAUUCAAAAUAUCUCCAAAAUAUUUAUUCAAGUACAUUUAUCAAUGUGUUUAGUACUAAGCAAUUAUGUAAUUUUAUGAUAAAAAAAUGUAAAUUCUCUUUUAUCAUAUUAAUGUAGAAAACUACUGUAAUUACAAAUUAUGGACCACUCAGAUUUCUUAAAAUAAAAAUUGUUCCUUGAAAUGUGUAGUUUUACAAAAUUGCUGUGUGUUAUGUACAAUGCAUAUCGUAGGUAUUGUCUCGUAAAAUAUAAAUUCACAAACACCUCAAGGAAUAUGAUACACCAUAUAAAGAUAAUAUGAAAAAAAUUGUAACUUACCUAUCAUUGGGUGAAGAUAACACUAAAUUUUGAGAACUUGAUUUGUUUUAGAAAUCUGGGUAAUGUUUAUGCAUUUGUGUUAGAAAUUUGUGUUUCUUUUUAAAUUAGUGAUGAAUUCCAUGUCAAAAAAACUACCAGUAUUUAUAAUGUCAUUUAACUGAAAUUUUCUCUACUGCAUCAUUGUAUUAUAUACAGUGUAUUAUGUAAUCAUGUAAUUUGACAUUUGAAAAUCUUAAAAAUACUGUAUAAAAUGGUUCCACUGAUUCUUUUAGAAGUCAAAUUGAUCAAACACUGGUGAAAGUUCAAUGGAUAAAAUCUUACUUUCUUUUAGUCUUGGUGUUAGGGAGAAAUAUAUUUUUCAUUAUCUUUUGUUCAGUCUGUAAAAUGUAGAAGGAAUGGAGCUGUAUGUUCAGAAUGUGAUUUGUAUUGAUGGUAUGUGUGCUACCAUCAUUUUACACUGCAUAUAUGUUUAUCAUAAUUAGUCUUUCAUAAAUCCAACCCCAUUAAAUUGUACAUAAAGUUGGUCAAUUAUGUCAUGUUUGUAGUCUCCCUUUCUAUGUUUUCUUUUUCAAAAAUGGUACCUUUGUUGAUGAAGUAUGGUAAAUUUACCUCUUGAAGAAAGCUAUGAAUUGGAUAUACAUUGGUAUUACAUUUUAUCCUAAAAAAAUGCCAUAUUUGUUGUAGAAUGUGACUUUGAUUUAUAAUAAUCAUGUUUUCUCAAAUGUGUGAAUGGAAACAGGACAAUACAAAAGUAAGACCAAUAUUAACUUUUUUCUGUUAAUCAGCAACUGACCUUUGCAUCAAAUUGGAAUAUCAAACUAGAUAAAACAGGAUUUGGUGCAUUAUUGUGAUGUUUCAUGAAUAUGUAUACUUCAGCAGCCUAGUCUAAUGGCUACCUUUUUGUUGUCUGUAGUUGAGAGUCAUGUUUAUGUCAUCUUCCAGCUAGAGUGUAACAAUGUAGGAAGGGAGACCACAAAACCAGAUGUUGAUGCGAAAUGGAUCAAAAUGUGAUUUUAGUCUUUUAGAUAUGAAUGUAUUGAUGUGUAACCGUGAUCAGCCAUGUAUGAUAUAAAGAAUCAUUUAAUUAUAACCAUAUUCUGUGAUUUUUGCAUUCCAUAAUAAAUUGCUCUAUGUUAUUUUGUAGUUUUCUUCAAAAAUCCAGAUAUUUGUUUCAAACAUGUGCAUGGAGGCCUAUCUGAAAACCUCAUACAUAUUAAUGGAGAUGAACUCUAGAUUAAUGAACAAGUUAAGACUUAUCAGAAUUAACAGUGAAGAAAAGCAUUACAGUUAUAAGGAUACAAGAUUCCUCUCUACAUUGGUACCAUCUACCUUCUAUUUUGUUUUAAAUGUCAUUUUAUUGAUAACUGAUGUUUUAAGUAGCCAGUGAGGCUAAACAAUGAUUGACCUUGUUACCAAUAUUUCAGUUAUAGUGUUAUCCUAGUUUCGCUCUGGAUAGAGUUCGAUUAGAGAAUCGUACCAGCUGUCUGUCAUCGACAAAAACAACCACUGCACAUGUUUUUGUGUGAUUAAUCUAGUCAAAUUGUAGGUUAUCUCGUCUCCAAUUAUGUUGUACAAAUCAUCAUGAAUACACCAAUAAGCUUGAUUAUUAGCUGAAGAUAUAACACAACAUUUACUGUUUUGUUUUACGUUUUGUGUAGACAUGAAAAUGUAUAACCAAUAUACCUACUACACCUGUUAUAGAAACUACAGUCAUACUUAGAGAUAAUUUAAUCUUUUUACAAAUUUCUUUUAGAAUUAAUUUUGACGUGUGGGGAGAGGAAUUGAAAUGUGUUCAAAAGCACAAUUUAAUUUGAUAUUAUGAAAACUGACCAUGAUGUAGUAUAUAAACCUUGCCAUGUCUAACAAAUCUUAAAUAAGAGUUGAAAUAUUAAUUUCUCCCAGAUUUUGUUCAUACUUAAACAAGAAAUCAGAGUUACAUGUAUGGCUACUGUGUAGAUGGCUAGACAUUUUAUAGCUAGACACAUGUCAUUGUUGUAGGGUUAGAUAGAUAUGGUUGUAAUGUUAUUAGUAAAUCUGUAAGCACAAGCAUUGAACAAUAAAUAUAUGUACCUUA